Molecule: messenger RNA, 2766 nt
Organism: Lentinula edodes (shiitake mushroom)
Lineage: Eukaryota; Fungi; Basidiomycota; Agaricomycetes; Agaricales; Omphalotaceae
Product: quinon protein alcohol dehydrogenase-like superfamily
Exons: 8
Coding region: 1-2766 (921 amino acids)
Biological process (GO): ribosomal small subunit assembly; maturation of SSU-rRNA from tricistronic rRNA transcript (SSU-rRNA, 5.8S rRNA, LSU-rRNA)
Cellular component (GO): Pwp2p-containing subcomplex of 90S preribosome; small-subunit processome
Molecular function (GO): protein binding
Source: RefSeq, a predicted model, not a curated record
AUGAAAGCGAAUUAUAAGUUCUCUAACAUUUGUGGAACAGUAUACUGUCAAGGCAACGUCCUAUUUACCGCUGAUGAAAAUUCGCUGCUGAGUCCAGUGGGUAACAGAGUGUCAUCGUUCGAUCUCCUUAAUAACAAGUCCUUCACUUUUUCUUUCGAAAAUCGCAAAAACAUUGCCAGAAUUGCACUAAGUCCAGAUGGAAAUGUCUUGAUAAGUGUUGAUGGAGAUGGCCGAGCUCUACUAGUCAAUUACAAACGUGGAGUUGUUCUGCAUCAUUUCGAUUUCAAGAAACCAGUCAAAGAUAUAUCUUUUUCGCCAGACGGAAAAUUCAUUGCAGUAACGCAUGGCUCUCAUAUUCAGGUCUGGAAGACCCCCAACCAUCUCGUCCGCGAAUUCGCUCCAUUUGUGCUACAUAGGACCUAUACUGGGCAUAUGGACGAUGUACUUAGCAUUCAAUGGGCCGAAGAUUCCCAAUGUUUCAUAACGACUUCACGAGAUAUGACCGCGCGUCUGUUCACCCUGUAUCCGGUAAAGGACUAUAGACCGAAGACUUUUGCAGGCCAUCGGGAUGUCGUCCUCGGUGCAUAUUUCUCCAAAGAUGGGAACACGAUAUACACUGUCAGCCGCGACGGCGCUGUUUUCACAUGGAAGGGGAAAGUGGAAGCACCGAACUCAGACUCAUUGGAUAAUAAUGAAGAUGACGAUGAUCAGCCUAUUGCAUCUACGUCUAACGGACUCUCUUCUUCUUCCUCAUCCCCACUUUCACACAAAAUCAUACACACUCGCUGGGGCGUGCAUAGACGGGAAUAUUUCAAUGUCCCCGGCAGCAACGUAUCCACGUCUUCUCGCCCAGCAAAGGUUAUCACAACAACCUACCAUGCAUCAUCAUCCCUCCUGAUCGUCGGCUUCAGCACUGGUAUCUUUGGUUUAUGGGAGCUCCCAGCCUUUACUAACCUGCACACUCUUUCGAUAUCCCAAGAAAGUAUAUCCUCCUUAGCCGUCUCACCUUCUGGUGAAUGGCUGGCAUUCGGUGCAGCUCAUCUAGGCCAAUUAUUAGUAUGGGAAUGGCAAAGCGAGUCUUAUAUUCUUAAACAACAAGGACAUUUCCUCGACCUCAACACAUUGACUUACUCCCCUGACGGCCAGACAGUCGCUACGGGGGGUGAUGAUGGAAAACUCAAGCUAUGGUCGAUGCAAUCCUCGUUCUGCUUCGUGACCUUCAACGAACAUUCCGCUCCAAUAACCGGCGUUGCAUUUGCACGAUACGGCACAAACGUAGUGUUCAGCGCAAGCUUAGAUGGUACAGUCCGCGCGUAUGAUCUAGUGAGGUACCGCAACUUCCGUACAUUCACGUCCCCCUCCCCCGUACAAUUUAAUUGCAUCGCUGUCGACCCGAGCGGAGAGGUUGUCGCUGCAGGGAGUAUGGACACCUAUGAAGUGUUCCUAUGGAGCGUUCAAACAGGAAAGCUCCUAGAUAUUCUCACCGGACACGAAGCGCCUGUGAGCACUCUGGAGUUUUGCCCUGAAGGAACGAACCAAUUGGCAAGUGGAUCUUGGGAUCGGAGUGUCAGGGUUUGGAGUGUCUUUGGGCGCUCGCGUGCCUCUGAAGCGUUUACUCUGAAUGCGGAUGUUCUUGCUCUUACUUGGAGGCCCGAUGGGAAGGAAUUGGCUGUCAGCACGCUUGAUGGCCAGAUAACGUUUUUCGAUGUUGCCCAAAGCAAACAAACCAACGUGAUUAACGGUAGAAACGAUAUUUCUGGUGGCCGGUUAACUAGCUCGCGAACCUCUGCGGCAAAUAGCACAGCGGGGAAGAGCUUCAAUAGUCUGGCCUAUACCGCUGACGGAAGGUGUGUUCUGGCUGGAGGGAACAGCAAGUACGUUGUUUUGUACGAUGUUCGAGAGGGGGAGGGCGUUCUGCUACGUAAGUUUACGAUAUCGGAAAACUUGAGCUUGGAUGGGACGGAAGAGUUUUUGGAUUCAAGACGGGUGAAUGAGGCUGGGGUAAAUAUCGACUCACUGAUGAUCGAAGAUGAAGAGGAAGAUGCUGAUAGACGGAGGGUGGACAGCACGUUACCUGGUGCACAAGGAGGUGAUAUGAGUGUACGCAAAUAUAAACGUGCAGCACGUACCAAAUGUGUUCGAUUUUCUCCUACAGGACGUUCAUGGGCUGCUGCCUCAACCGAGGGACUCCUCAUUUACUCUCUUGACUCACUCAACACCGCUGACUUCGAUCCUUUUGACCUCUCCCUUGACCUCACCCCCUCGUCAGUCUUAUCGACCCUCCAUUCGAAAUCCUACUUACCCGCGCUCGUCAUGGCUUUCCGUCUAAACGAGGCUCCUCUUCUUCAGACGGUAUUCGAGGGUAUCCCCAGGGGUGAUAUCAAGCUUCUUGUGAGACAGCUGCCCGUGAUGUAUCUCGGUCCCUUAUUGAGGUUUGUCGGGGGUGUUUUUUUGAAGAGGACCCCGCAUGUGGAGUUUGGGUUGUUAUGGGUACAUGCGGUGUUAAUGAUCCACGGAAGGGUGUUGAGGGCUGGUGGAGGAGCGGUGGGUGGUUAUAGUUCUUCGAAUAUGGGAGGAGAUAUGCCUAGCGUAUUAAGGGUAGUAAAAGCAGCGUUGGGAGAGUGCGAAGAGACAUUGUCCAGGUUAUGCGACCAAAACAUGUCCAACUUAUCCUACGUCGUUGAUCAGAGUAGGUUCUCGAGACUGCGGGAACAACAAGAACGGCAGAGACAGGAUGCGCCAAAGAAAGCUGUGGAAUCAGAGUAG